GGUUGCAAAACAGCUCAGGUCGAACCUGGUCGAGCUACCAGCACGCUAGCAGGCAAGCAGCCGGAACGGAUGAACGGAAUGGGAAAGAACCAAGAAGUUUGUAUGUGUAUGCUGUUUAUGUACUGUCGUCCUGUCUCCUGUCUCGCUCAGUUCGCUCGUCUAGCUGUCUGCUGUGAGCAGCAGUGAGCAGUCGUGAAUGUGAAUUUACCAUCUCUUUUAGUCUGUGUCUUAAAAGUUGACUGGCUGCUGCUCAGUGCUGCUCAGUGCUGCUCAGUGCUCACUACAAUACUACAAAUAAACCCAACAGUUUUUAGUUCUUGUUAUUUUUCUAUUAUUUAGUUUAAGCUGGUUAUUGGUGGUUAUUAUUACUUUUUAUCAUUAUAAAAUGUUAUCACACUUAUCAGUUUAUAAUGGUUUAAAUACUGGAACUUGUGUUUUUUUUAUUUUUAAUAAUUAUAUUAUUUAAAUUAACUAGUAAAAGAUUAAUAGUGUUGAAUAGUUCCUUAUAAUGAUAUGUGAUAUAAAAAAAAAUUAUAAAAAACAAAGACCAGAUUGAUUUAUUUGACUUAUAAAAUUAAUUGCUCCGUAAACAAACAAUCAAAAAAACAAAAAUAAUAAAAAAAAAUUGACUCGAAUAAAGAGUACACGUGCGGUGGUCCAGGUGGUCCAAGUGGUCCAGGUGGUCCAGGUGGUCCAGGUGGACCGGAUAAACCGGGUGGUGAUAGUCUUUGGUCCUUGUGUAGUGAGUGGAUUUAUUAUUGGAACUGGGAACAGAUAAUUUCGUGGUGCCUACUCAGUGUAGUUUAUUUCGUGAUAUUACUACUUGUAAUGUUAGGAGUACUCAAACGACGUUGGAAACCUUCUAAAAGGUCCUCCAAUGGACGAGGAAAUGAAUCAUCCAUUAGCUCGGAUUUUGUCUUGGAUAAACCACGUUCUGUCCCUUCACCAAGGCAAAUUCAUCCCCUGUACGGUGAAAAGGCAGGUCUUUUGGGAUAUUAUGACGCAGUCGGUAAUACGGAAAAUUUUCCACCAGCCCCUAACAUUGUUGUUGAGGGUGGUAGAAUUGAGUUUGUACGACCUUCACAAGAGGGCACUAUUAGCAAAAAAAAUUUAGUAUCUCGGGGUUCACAAACUUGUGUCGAGCAGCUAGAAAAAUCUGAUUCUGCAAAGGAGAGUCUUGAAGAGAGAAUCCGAGAAUUGGAAAAAAUUUUACAAAAUGAACGAGCGGCAGCCCUUCGAGAUCGCACCACAAUUACUAAACUACAAUUAAGAAGGGAGGCGACACAACGAGAUGUGGAACGAGAACGUCGACUACGACUGGAAGCCGAGUCACGGGUACGAGACGCUACGGCUGAAGCGGAACAUGCUCGGGCGAGGGUACAUCAUCUUCAACGCGAACUUUCAAGGAUGGAAGAAUCAUCCCGGGGAUUGCUACAGCAAAAACAAAAAGUGGAUCAGUUGAAACAAGAAAGAACAGCACUUACAAUUUCUUAUGAGACCCGUAUACAUCAAUGUCAAGCACAGAUAUCCAAAUUGCAACUAGAAAAUGAGUCGAUACGAGGACAAUUGAGGGGCUUAGAGGCUGCUUGUGUUGGUGAAGUACAUGCUGCUCUUGUUGCUAGGCUUGCAACUUUAGAAACUGAACACGUUGCUCUUGCUAGAGAUGCGGAUGCUCAAAGAAGACAAUAUGAAAGAUGUCUUGAUGACGUUGCUAAUCAAGUUGUUCGAGCACUACUCUCUCAAAAGGGUUUAAGAGAAGAAAUAGGAACACUUCAAAGGCGUAUACGUGAAUUAGAAACUCAAAAUCGAGCACUUUCUGAAUUAUUAGCUCAAACAACGACAACGACAACAACAACAACAACAACAACAGGGAGUACAGAAAAUAAAUCAUCAGAACUAAUUAGAGGUAUCAUUGAAGCAGGGCCUAAUGCAUUAGUUGCUGCAUUAGGAUUUAACAAUAGUGCAUCUUGGGUUCCAUUACCAAGACCACGAUCACUCAAUCUCAAAAUACCUACUGUUAUCACGGCCGCUAAAUAUAAACGCCAUCGAUCUAUAGGACACAAAGUAUCUGAAGAAGAAGGUAGUGAAAGUCCUGAGAGUAUUAACAGAGACGAAGGUUAUUCUACAAUGUCAUCAGAUGUCCAGGGUGAAGGUCCACGAGGUCAAGAGCCAUCAAGAGGAUUAGAAGAUCUUAAAGAAGCGACAGAUGAAACUGAAGCUGAUGUAUCUCCAGAUGCACGACUCAUUGCUUUAGAUACUGAAGAUCCAGAUAUUAUUUUUUUUCCUCUUAAUCUUACCGUUGGAAUAAACUCAAGACAUAGUUAUCCACCUUCUAAACAAAUACUCCCUUAUCAACAUGUUAUGCCAAGUUUUUCCGACAGUCAUCUUUAUCUAAAACUAACAACAUCAAACAUAAAAAGUUCACCAUGUUAUAAUAUUCAAAGUCCUACAGGAUCAUCAUCAUUAUUUUUUGUUGAAGAAGAUGGAUGGGAUACGGAUUAUGUUCAACAAUGGUUAAGGUUAGAUGAUUCAAGAAGUGCUCAACAGCAUCGUGAUCUAUUGGAAUUAGAGUACGAUAGAGCAGAACUAGAAGAUUGGAGUUUCUCAUUGUCAACAGAUGAUUUAAGAAGUGAGUCAUCAUCGUCAUUAAUUUGGAAAGAAGAAAAUCGUAAUACUUUUAUAUCAUCAUCAACACUUACAGCUAUCAAAGAACAAAAUCCUAUUGAAUUGGAGGAAGAUGCUAAUGAAUGUCUAUGGAAUGGAGCUAGUUAUUUGGCUGAUCGUACUGGUGGAGAAUUAGUUGCACUUUUAAUGGAUGCUAGAACGACAGGUCCUUGGCCUUAUGCUUCAAGUCCUGGUGCGUCUUGGAGUAGUGGUGAAGAAGGUAUUCUUGAGAGUUCCAGUAAAAGAUCAUCAACAGCAUUAUCAGGUUGUGGCAGUGAUGAUCCGGAUUCACCCUCAAUCGGCACCGACUUUACACGUGAUUUUUAUCGGCUAGUAAAAUUUGAAAGUACCAAGAGCCUUGCCAGCACGUCUUCCAAAAGUGGCAAACCAUUGCCGCCUGAUCGAGAACAAGCGCUUCAAAGUGUCUUAUCUUUUAUUGCAGAACAACAAAUGUACCUCACUGAAAUGCCAAAUAAUUCCGAUAAUAAAAAAUUUGACCAAACUCAUAUUCAAGUUUUAGACUAUGAUUAUAAUACGAAAAAUGAGUCGACAAUAAUAUCAUCACCGUCAUUAAAUGAACAACAACAAGUGUCAUUUGAAAAAUGUGAAAGAAAUCCAGCUUACUGUUGUUGCUUUGAAUCUUCAGAUAAAAUAUCUGCCAAUAUGUCUAGUUAUAGUAGCAAUAGUAUUAAUCGUUGUAAUUUCUUGGAACCCUAUGAGGGAAUUAAAACUGCUGAAAAUUUACAUCAAGAUAAAAUUAUUAUUGAACCUUGUGAUGUCAGUACUAGUAUCAACAGCAACAACUUCAAUGCUAAUCAACUCAAUUUUUCGACUUUAACUACAUCUUCUUCUACAAUAACAACAAUAGCAACAGCAGCAGCAGCAACAAUAACAACAACAACAACAACAACAACAUCAACAACAACAUCAUCAACAACGACAACAGAGCUAGGUGCAGUACCUGAAGAGGAUGAAGAGGCCGUAACUUCAUCGACUCCUAGUACAGUUGUGAGUCCGGUAAGAACAUCAUUAUUUAUUGAGGGACUAAAUCAAUCUUUGAGCUUCCACGAGCGUGCUACUUCUAAAGACGUUAUUAACGAACUAAAUAGGAUGAUAAGAAAAGGCGAGGAUAAUCAAAUAAAUAACCAAGAUUCAUCAAUUAAACAAGUUAAAACAUUGGAAAAACUUGAUCUAGCCUGCUGCUGUCCCACUGGAUGGGUUCACGUUGAACGUGAUAUUGACUUUACCGACCCAAAGGCUAGAGCGAAUCUUUUAGACGUGAUGUUAGCUAGCAGUGAAAGCUCUUCAGCGGCGUCGAGUAGUGCAGGAUCUGCUGCAGGCAGUGAUUCAGGUGAUGAGCCUUUACCUGAUUAUCGUUAUCUUCAUCGACUCCAUCGUUAUCGUCGUCAGAAGAAAGCAACAGCAGUUCAAGCCCAUCGUUUUUUACGGAUAUCAUCAACCUGGAACACUUCUUCAAGACCUUCUAUCAUUGAACGUGGUCAAAAUUUCUUUGUAAGAUACGGAGAAAAGGAACGUCAAGCAGUGGCAUAUUUUGACUUUCUUGAUGAGAUUAAUUCACAGUCAAUAUUAUCAUCAUCAUCAUCAUCAUCAUCAUCAUCAUCAUCAUCAUCAUCAACAGCAUCAACAACUGAUGAACUUGAAAAUUUUGUUCCUAGCACAAACUAUAUGAAAGUGUCGCCACUUUAAAAAAUUUGUGAGAGUAAUUUUUUUAAAUUUAAUGAAAAGAAUAAUAAAUAAAGGAGCUUAGAUUGAAACAUAAUACAAAUAGAAUAAAGUUUAAUUUUUAAAUAGAAAUUUAUGAUAAAUUAAUUAAUAAAUUGGGUAUUAAAUUAUUUAUUUAAUAUUUAUAUAGAUUAUUAGUUUAUAAUUUGACUUUAUGUAUGUAAAUAUAUUGUAUUGGCAACUAUUCUAUAUGUAUUAAAAAAAUAUAUAUAAACUUUAAUUUAUAACUAAAAAUAAUUUAAAUAAGACAAUUAACAAUAUUAAAAAAUAUAUUAGUAACAUGUUGUGGUAAUUGUGUGUUAAAAAAAUAGAAUAAUAUUAUUUAUAAUUCAAUUUUUUAGUUUAUAUAGUAAUAUACACAGAAAAAGUCUGAUAGGGUAUUUUAAAUGUUUAAGAAAUUAUAAAUGAUAAAUUUAAAAAGAAAAAAAACAAAUCUUAUUAUUUCACAUCAUUCCUUUAUAAUAAAAAACAAAAAAAUUUUGUUU
Microplitis demolitor is the source of this 4892-nucleotide messenger RNA. RefSeq names its product serine-rich adhesin for platelets. The record is from RefSeq and is a predicted model, not a curated record. Bases 829 to 4371 code for a protein of 1180 amino acids. The transcript has 15 exons. Lineage: Eukaryota; Metazoa; Arthropoda; Insecta; Hymenoptera; Braconidae.